UUUAGGAAGUAACUACCGGACGACGAGUUGAGCGAGGUUGUUGGAGACGGACAUAUAUCUGAGGUAUGUAUUCUAAUUAUUGAGUUUUUGCGAUCUCUGCCAUCUCUUCCCGUCAUUUUUCCACCACACGCCGCUCGUGUGACUUGUGUCCCCCGCACGCGGCACGAGAUUAAAGUCUUUAUGCUUCAUAAAGAUACGCGUCCGAGACUCUAGUCUCCGAGUGUGAGAAGACAAAACUCGGAACUUGAUCGACCUGUCGCACAGAUCAUGACACUCUCCGGUCACGCAGAAGCCCUCGCCGCCUCGUUGGCCAAGGCAAACCUCGUACCCGGCCCAGCAGCCGAGCUGAUUCCCGAGGGGUUCACGCCGACGACCAAACUCGACGUGUCGUUUGAUGAUAAAGCUGUCGAAUUGGGAAACUUCUUCCGGGCAGGGGAGUGCAAAAAGGCACCGAGCAUCGCCUUCCCGGCCGAGGCCGGAGCCCCUUCGAGCGCUGCAUAUCUGCUCAUCUUUGCAGACCCCGAUGCACCCACCCCGGAUGACCCUCGCUAUGCCUUCUGGAGGCACUGGGUGGUGCCCGGGCUGCAGCCCCUAAGCCCAGGCCCGAGCCGCCAGACCACCCUGGUCGCAGAGACCAAGGAGCCGCUCACCCAGUAUCACCCCCCGGGACCUCAGGACCUUUCCAAGCCACAUCGGUACCUAUUCCUACUCUACCGCGAGUCGGAGCGGCUGGACUUGGCCAAGGAGGAUGUCGGUGGGGAGGAAUUCGACGAGAGAAGGUCUUUUAAGCUGGCUGAGUUUGUUAAGUAUCACCGCCUGGAACUGGUGGGAGUGAACUGGAUGACUUGUGCCGGAGAUGGGUGGAAGGAGGAAUAAAUUCGUGCGGGUUUAAGGCAUCCUUUUAUGAGAUGUCUUAUAUACCAAUCAAUAAGCAGUACUGAAGACGCAGUAACUAAAAAUAUUGUUGAUAAUAGGAACGC
This is a messenger RNA of Sodiomyces alkalinus F11, 980 nucleotides long. RefSeq names its product PEBP-like protein. Gene Ontology annotation, biological process: regulation of Ras protein signal transduction; regulation of proteolysis. Gene Ontology annotation, molecular function: phospholipid binding; peptidase inhibitor activity. The record is from RefSeq and is a predicted model, not a curated record. The coding region runs from base 268 to 876 and encodes 202 amino acids. The transcript has 3 exons. Lineage: Eukaryota; Fungi; Ascomycota; Sordariomycetes; Glomerellales; Plectosphaerellaceae.